GUCGCAAAUGUCAAGCGGCGCGCUAGUCGCGUUGGCCAGUCUUUUUGGGCGUCGGGGCCCCGACGGAGACGACUUUUGAUCGGAGACGACUUUUGAUCCUCACAACCCAAACACACACACACGCCCGCCGCUGCAGUCCCCCCGCGACGCGCCACGGCAGAUCCGAGCACGGCCGCAUUCUCAGCGGGCGCGAAACCAUCGGAGCAGGAGGCUGCGAGCGGAUACAUGCUGGUUCGAGCGUGUGCUGGGUCGCCUCCCUCGCUCUGAAUGGAACAAGGCUCCGGCGACGACGGCGACGACGCGAUCGCCCGCCGCGCACCGAAUGGCGACACCACGACGGUCCGGGUCGCCGUCAAGGACGAGGGCGCGGGCGACGAGUCCGCCCGGCGCUCGACGUCGCGCGCCGCCUCGCCGCCGUGGAAGUCGUUCAGCGCCAACGGGCCCACGACCGUCUUCGAGAACGGGGUGCGCAAGUCGUCGCGCGUGAACCGCGACGCGGCCGCCCCGCCGACGCCCGAGUCGACGCGUCGGGCGAAGCUCGCCCCGCCGCAGACGAACGGCACCCCGAAGCCCGCCGCUCGCAAGCGCCUCGCCAGCAGCGUCACCAAGCGCCGGCCGGCCGCGACGACGGCCGCGACGACGCCGACCCCGACGCUGAGCACCCCCGCGUCGCGCAAGUCGGAGCGCCAGCGCGCGCCCGCUGCCCGUCGCUCGCCCGUCGCCCGUCGCCCGACGCCGCCGACGCCGCCCGAGAGGAAGCGCGGACGCCCCCGGCGCGGCACCCUCGACGACGAACACGACCCGGACGGCGGCCUGUACGUCGAGACGCUCGACCCCGCCGCCCCCGCGCCCCGCCUGCGUCUCAAGCUGCGCAGGCUCGACCCCCCGAUCCGCCACCCGCUGCACGCCCCGCCGCCGGCCAAGCACGGCUCGCUCGCCGCGUUCCUCGCCCAGGACGACGCGUUCGAGGGCGACGAGUCGCAGCGCAUCACAGACGAGCGCGCCGACGACGAGGCGCGUCGGCGGCUGCGCAUCGAGCUCGCGGCGGAGCGCGGCGUGCUGAGCCAGGCCGUCUGCAGCGUCUUCGCCCCCGAGGCGGCGCCCGAGCCGCCGCAGGCCGUGGCCCACUGGGACCACGUCGCCGCCCACGCGCUGCACUUUGGGCGGCUGCUGGCGGACGAGAAGAAGAACCACCGCCGUGUGGCCCGCGCCCUCGCGCGCGAGGCCCAGGACAAGUGGGCCGCGCGCUACAAGCACAAGACGCAGGACGAGCUCGACCAGGACGAGCUCGACCGCCACAUCACGCGCUACAAGCAGCUCGUGCGCGACCUCAAGGACGCGUGGGCCCUCGUCCGCGCCGAAGUCGACAGGGAGCGCAUCGCGCGGUACGAAGAGGAGCAGCUGCAGCUCGGCCACAAGGCCAUGGACGACAUGUUCAACCAGGCCCAGGAGAUUCUCGGCCGCGGGCCCGCCGACUCGGCCUCGUACUACAGCGAGGACCGCGACUUUGACGACGAGCUGCGCAGCGACGACAGCGGAGACGACAACAACGCCGCCGCCGCCGACGACGACGACGACGUCAUGUCCUCGAGCGACGACAGCGAAGACGACAACAACGCCGUCGACGACGACGCCCAGCUCACCGCCGAGCAGCUGCGCGCCAAGUACGAGCAGCUGCCCGACCUCCCGGACAGCUCCAGUGAGGCGGAGGCGGAGGCAGAGGCGGAGGAGGCAGAGGAGGAGGAGGAGGAGGCAGAGGAGGAGGAGGAGGAGGCGGAGGAAGAAGAGGAUAAUGAUGAUGACGAUCAAGACAAAGGCACGCCCGGCCCUGACCUGGACAUGGAGGACGCUGAACCCCACACAAACGGCUGGCACGACGAAGAGCACGACGACAGCAAGCCCGACUACAUCAACCCCGACUACAUCAACCCUGCAGACGUCGAGCUGGAGCAAGUCGACGACGCGCUGCUGGACUCGGACGAUGGCGAGUCUGGCUCUGGCUCCGGCAGCGAGGAGUGGCCCAGCGACGACUCCGACUCCAACGAGGACGAGGACGAGGACGCAGAGCACGGGACGGGCGCCUCUGACCACGGCACCGACGAUGAGGAGGGUCAUGUUGGCCUGAUGGGCUUCCUGGGCGCCAGCGACAUCAAGAAGCUAAAGGCAGCCGCCAGGACGGCUGCCGACGAGACAGCGACAGAAGACAGUCGAAUCGACGGCCACGCAGACAGUCGAAUCGACGGCCACGCAGACAGUCGAAUCGACGGCCUUGGACACAGCCGCAUCGACGGCCUUGGACACAGCCACAUCAACGGCCAUGAAGAGAGCCACAUCAACUGCCAUGAAGAGAGCCAGACCAACGGCCAAACCAUCUCUCAACCCGUCGAGGACAUGAUGCAAGCCGAAGACAUGGUGCAAGUCGAGGACAUGGUGCAGGUCGAGGACAUGAUGCAGGCCGAGGACACGAUGCAGGCCGAGGACACGAUGCAAGUCGAAAACACGAUGCAAGUCGAAGACACGAUGCAGGCCGAGGACAUGAUGCAGGCCGAAGACACGAUGCAGGCCGAGGACAUGAUGCAGGCCGAAGACACGAUGCAGGCCGAGGACAUGAUGCAGGCCGAGGACGAGCCAGCUCCUCAGCCCCGCGAGACCUCACAGCCACCACGCGCGGAAAUCCCGCCCCUCCUGCGCGGCACCCUCCGCGAGUACCAGCACGGCGGCCUCGACUGGCUCUCCAACCUCUACGACACCGACACAAACGGCAUCCUCGCCGACGAGAUGGGGCUCGGCAAGACCAUCCAAACCAUCUCGCUGCUCGCCUACAUUGCCUGCUUCCGCAACGUGUGGGGCCCGCAUCUCGUCGUGGUCCCCACGAGUGUCAUGCUCAACUGGGAGAUGGAGUUCAAAAAGUUCCUGCCGGGCUUCAAGAUCCUCACCUACUACGGCGACAUCAACGAGCGCAAGCGCAAGCGCAUGGGCUGGCGCAACACGGGCAAGGACAUGUACAACGUCGUCAUCACCUCGUACCAGCUCAUUCUGCAGGACGCCGCCGCCUUCAAGAUGCGAGCCUGGCAGUAUUUGAUCCUGGACGAGGCCCACAACAUCAAGAACUUCAAGUCGCAGCGCUGGCAGACCAUGCUCACACUGCGCACCGAGCGACGCCUGCUGCUGACGGGCACGCCGCUGCAGAACAACAUUGACGAGCUGUGGUCUCUGCUGUACUUUCUGAUGCCCGCGGGCUUCGCUGGCGAAGGCCGCAUCGCCAACCUCGACGACUUCACCCUGGCCCUGAAGAACCCGACGUCGCAGAUCCUGGACCAGGGCCGACAGCAGCUGGACGCCGAGGCCCAGAAGAUCGUCGCGAGGCUGCACCAAGUCCUGCGCCCGUACCUGCUGCGCCGGCUCAAGUCCGAGGUCGAGAAGCAGAUGCCGGGCAAGUACGAGCACGUCGUCUACUGCAAGCUCUCGAAGCGCCAGCGCCAGCUCUACGACGGCUUCAUGGGGCGCGCCGACACGAAGCAGAUCCUCUCGUCCGGCAACUACAUGUCCAUUAUCAACUGCCUCAUGUCGCUGCGCAAAGUCUGCAACCACCCGGAUCUGUUCGAGACGCGCGCCAUUGUCACGUCGAUGGCGAUGCCCAAGUCUGUCGCCGCGGCGUUUGAGAUUACCGAUCUGCUGAUCCGAAGACGGCUCGGCGAGGGCGAGGACGAGGAGCGGGUAAACCUCGACGCCCUCCACAUGGUCUUCGCGCGGCGCGAGCAGACCCAGCUGCGACACGCGCGGCGCUCCCAGCAGAUCCGCGCAACACGCCCGCUGGAGGAUCUCAUCGAACGGCAAACGCGCCGCAUCAACAAGCCGGCUCCACCAGCCGCGUCCUCGCUCCAGACGACCAUGUCAGCGCUCGCACGGCGCGAGCAGGUCGCCGUCCGCCAUCAUCUGCAGCGAUGUCUGGCUCUCACGCGAGCAAGAACGCAGUUUCUCCCCGUCUACGGCAAAGACGUCAUCGACGCCGUCACCGUGGACUGGCACGCAUUCACGUUUGGUCCUCGGCGCGCUGGCAUCAAGAUACUCAAACCCAAGCCGCUGACGAACCCCUACUACCCAAUGCCGCAGACACUGCAGCCGCAGCCGCAGCCCAUGCCCAUGCCGAUGCCGACGCCCAUGCCGAUGCCAGCCUAUCCGGCGCCUCCACCGAACCACCACUUUGGGCAAUCGACAACCAUCAUACCGCCAAAGGAGGACGAGCAGCAGUACGACACCGUCCGUAGAUACCACGGCGACCUCGGCUUCAGGGCGCCCAAGUCCACACGGGCUGCGAAUGAGUGGUGCGCCGAGCAGGUGACACACUUCUUGGACAUGAUUCCCACGCUUGAGCAGCGCGCAGAUUCGCUGCAGCCCCUCAUCGCCCAGUUCACCUGCGUGACGCCAGCGGUCGCUGCCGAGGAGCUCGCCCCUCUCACACUGUCGAGACGCGGCGUGCAGCUCGUCAGGGCCUCGGACAUGGCGCAGCAGCGCGACCCCUUCCACGAGGCGCGCAUGCGCCAGUCGAUCGCCUUCCCCGACAAGCGCCUCCUGCAGUACGACUGCGGCAAGCUGCAGCGCCUCGCCACGCUUCUCCGCGACCUCCAGUCCGGCGGCCACCGUGUCUUGAUCUUCACCCAGAUGACCAAAGUGCUUGAUAUUCUGGAGCAGUUCCUCAACAUCCACGGCCACCGGUACCUGCGCCUCGAUGGGUCCACCAAGGUCGAGCAGCGCCAGAUCCUCACCGACCGCUUCAACAGCGACACCAGCAUCCUCGCCUUCAUCCUGUCGUCCCGCUCCGGCGGCCUCGGCAUCAACCUCACGGGCGCCGACACCGUCGUCUUCUACGACCUCGACUGGAACCCCGCCAUGGACAAGCAGUGCCAGGACCGCGCGCACCGCAUCGGCCAGACGCGCGACGUGCACAUUUACAAGUUCGUCAGCGAGUACACCAUCGAGGCCAACAUCCUGCGCAAGUCGAACCAGAAGCGCCUCCUCGACGAUGUCAUUAUCCAAAAGGGCGACUUCACCACCGACACGUUCAACAGGGCCACCUGGCGCGACGCCCUCGACGACCGUGCCGACACGUCCGACGAGGCGGGCGCAGCCAUGGACCGCGUGCUGGGCGAGCGCGCGGGCAUCCUGGGCGACGCGCGCGUCAUGAACACGGUCGAGGACACCGAGGACCGUAAUGCGGCGUCGAUGGCGCACAAGGAGAUUGUCGACGAGAUCCACGACGACCACGUCGACUUCAACGAGUCCAGCAACGCGACCCGCGCGCCGUCCGAGGCCGUGGCUGCAGCCGCCGACCUCGACGCCCUGGUCGAGCGCCGCCACGUCGACGAGUACAUGCUCGGCCUGUUCCGCGCCGAGUUUGGCAGCGAGCCGUACAAGCCGCCGACGGACCGGCAGAAGAGGAACCGCAAGGGUCAGGAUCCGCAUGUCCGCCAGCGGAAGAAGAAGUAUUGAUCGAAUAUUGUAUUAGUAGACUGUAUACCAGAAUUUCGUAUCGAUUGUGUCCAUCGUCGAUG
Didymella exigua CBS 183.55 is the source of this 5552-nucleotide messenger RNA. RefSeq lists its product as uncharacterized. The transcript has a single exon. The record is from RefSeq and is a predicted model, not a curated record. The coding region runs from base 268 to 5490 and encodes 1740 amino acids. Lineage: Eukaryota; Fungi; Ascomycota; Dothideomycetes; Pleosporales; Didymellaceae. Gene Ontology annotation, cellular component: Swr1 complex. Gene Ontology annotation, molecular function: ATP binding; ATP hydrolysis activity; ATP-dependent chromatin remodeler activity.